Uloborus diversus is the source of this 2292-nucleotide messenger RNA. It is a transcript of the gene Nprl3, whose product is annotated as GATOR complex protein NPRL3-like. The record is from RefSeq and is a predicted model, not a curated record. Gene Ontology annotation, biological process: TORC1 signaling; negative regulation of TORC1 signaling; cellular response to amino acid starvation. The coding region runs from base 151 to 2214 and encodes 687 amino acids. Gene Ontology annotation, cellular component: GATOR1 complex. Lineage: Eukaryota; Metazoa; Arthropoda; Arachnida; Araneae; Uloboridae. The transcript is spliced from 18 exons.
AAAUAAAAGUGUUUGGUAUUCUGUCAUCGGUGUUUGCUGGUUUCUUGAUGAUCCAUAUUGAACCUUAAAUGGAUGAAACUAAUCCAUCUGGAUUGUUCUUAGUGACCUCAGGUAGUAAAGGUGAUAGACUUCUUUUUCGUUAUCCAUUUGAUGUUGAAGGAAGCAAAGAAACAUGUGAAAAAAGAAAACAGAGUUAGUCCUUAUGCGUUGCCAAGUGAUCAUAAAGAUGAAUUAGGUAUUCUUCAGGAAGACUCCUAUGAAUCUACUGAUAAUCUACUCAGAUUUGAUGACAAGGUUUUAUCAAAUUUAUUCGCUGUAAAACCAGAGCUUUGUGGUCAAAAGUUUGAGCUGAAAAUUGAGAAUGUGCGGUUUAUUGGGCAUCCUACUUUUUUACCCAACAGAGAACAUUCUACCAUUACCACAUUCAACGUUGUAUUUGCUCUGAGAGCAGAUGCAAGUUAUUCUGUUGUUGAUUGUUAUCAUGAUUUGUGCCAUAAGUUGUCAAUUGCUAUUCGUAAUGAAGAAUGUCGCUGCAACUAUUUAACCUCUCAAGCAAAGAUAAUGCAGAGUGCUCAUGAUGAAGUGGCAUCUAUGCCAGAAGAAAAUCAAGAAUCACCGUUUAGUUUAAUUCUUUCCAAAAGUGAAUUAGCAGUGCAUUUGAAAGUAGUAUUUGAAGAUUUAAAAAGUAGUGGAGUUGUUUAUACAAAAAUAAAUGACUGGAUAGAGCUUAGUUUCUGCUUGCCAAACAAAGUUCAUAGGCUGCAAGAUGAAAGGCUACUUGUUGAGCCAGAAUGUAUUCAAGAAUGCAUGAAAUACUUAAGACCUUAUCAUGGUUUGUUACUUCUCUUGGAACCUGCAGAAUUAUUGAGUGCUCUUCCACUGGACUCUUCUCCUGCAUUGAUAAGACUAAUAAACGUUUCAAGCCCUUUGAAAAAUUUUCAGCAGUUAGCAGCUGAUGCAGACAUAAUGCUUUCACAUGUAUUCCAGUUAGUAGGUCACCUUCUAUAUUGGGGCAAAGCAACAAUUAUAUACCCUAUCUGUGAAAGCAAUGUUUACGUAAUAUCACCUUAUGCACCUACAUAUAUUAAUUCAGCUGUGGCAGCAAAGUUUUCUGAGCGAUUUCAAAACAUGUCCUUGUUGGCGAUGCUAAGCCAGUUCUCUUUACCCAUUUCCCUAAGUGUAUUAGAUAGCCCAAUGAAGACUUCUUAUCAGCAAGCUCGGCAAGUACAAAUGGUCAUAUGGAUGCUGCAGCAUCGUCUUUUGACGCAACUACAUACUUAUGUAUACCUCAUUCCCUCUGAUAGAACAUCAGUGCAACAUGCAGAAUAUUCAAGUGGUCAGAACAGAACUCAAAAAUCAGAACAAUCUGUUGAAUUUGGAAGCUCUUAUCAGAGUGAGGAUUCCCUUUUAAGUCCAUCUCACUCCAAAGCGUCAAGUAUAUCAGAUGAGGAAGAUUUGUCACUGAGGGAGCAGGACUGUAUGCGUCUCGAAAAUCUUACCCCUUCGGAAAGACAAAGUAUAUUGAGAGAUGCUGUCAAUAAUAAGGAUGACCAAAAAACUUUCAUCAGUAAUUCAGCUGUGGCAGCAAAGUUUUCUGAGCGAUUUCAAAACAUGUCCUUGUUGGCGAUGCUAAGCCAGUUCUCUUUACCCAUUUCCCUAAGUGUAUUAGACAGCCCAAUGAAGACUUCUUAUCAGCAAGCUCGGCAAGUACAAAUGGUCAUAUGGAUGCUGCAGCAUCGUCUUUUGACGCAACUACAUACUUAUGUAUACCUCAUUCCCUCUGAUAGAACAUCAGUGCAACAUGCAGAAUAUUCAAGUGGUCAGAACAGAACUCAAAAAUCAGAACAAUCUGUUGAAUUUGGAAGCUCUUAUCAGAGUGAGGAUUCCCUUUUAAGUCCAUCUCACUCCAAAGCGUCAAGUAUAUCAGAUGAGGAAGAUUUGUCACUGAGGGAGCAGGACUGUAUGCGUCUCGAAAAUCUUACCCCUUCGGAAAGACAAAGUAUAUUGAGAGAUGCUGUCAAUAAUAAGGACGACCAAAAAACUUUCAUCAGAUUAUCUCCAUAUUUUCGUGGGCGUCAUCAUCUUGAAGAAAUUAUGUACUGUGAAAACAUUUGGCGUUCUUGUCUUUUAUCUCUGCUGGAUAAAUUUAGAAAUAUUUUAAUCACAUGUCAGUUUGAAGAUGCUGCUGUUUCUGCUUUAAAUAAGCGUUUGUGAUAUUUUUUCCAUGUUAUUGUCUUCUUACUAAUAAAUUAUUCAUAACAAUCAUGCUAUACAUUACUUUGUAUAUUUUAU